AUGUCUUGGAACUACCGCUUCCAGUCCGACAGGGAGAAGCAUGGAGAUGUUGGUCCGCCGCCGCCAGAUCUAUAUAAACCUUCGGGGAGCCGCGAUGGCAGGGACAUUGCGAGUACUGUUUCCCGGAGAACCUGGAGCAGGAGAGACAUUGCCAUCAUGUUCCUUCGUGGCGUUCUCCUGGUGCCGGCAUUGAUCGUCCUCUGCUAUAGAGCCCGCCCUUCCCUUGCUGCACCAGCAGCCUCCCAGGGAGCCCAACUGGCAAACUUACCGGCAGAUAACUGGCAACAAUAUGUACGCGCCCCUCGGCAUAAUGUCGUUGGUGCAUCAAGGGUCCUCUCGCAAUACACGAAGGGCAAUGUAACGAAUCCGGAUGGACUCAUCAAUGGAAAGGGAUCGACAGUCCUGACUAGAACUCAACCACCGCCUUCAGAGGACCCAAAUGUUCCUUCCCCUGAUGAAAUUGUCCCCGCUAUCGUUGUAGAUUUUGGUCUGAAUAUGCCUGGCUGGCUUACUAUCGAUUUUGAUGGGGCUUAUAAUUUUUCCGCUGGCCGCCCUGGUAUCAGAUUGGCCUUUUCCGAAACGCUGGAGUUCCUGACCGAUUUGAGCGAUUUCUCCAGAUCAAACAAUGGAGAAACCAUUACCCCAGGCUCCGAUCAGAUUGCUGUCAAGGAGGGUGAAUAUACUUGGACAGCCACUCAUGGUUGCGAGUACGGAAAUCAAGUCUGUGUCGAUGGACUCCACGGUUUCAGAUAUGUGAAAAUCUAUCUGGAUGCUAUGUACUUCGAUGAGCCAUACACAACAUCAUACGGAUCUGUUUCUAUCAGUUCCAUCAACCUGAAGCUCUCGGGAUAUCGUGGUACUCCGGACACGUUCACCGGCUGGCUAGAAACUUCAGAUGAAGAUUUGAACCAAUGGUGGUAUGAUUCGGUCUAUACAAAUGAUAUCUGUACCGACACAUUCAGAAAAAAUGAUACCGAACCUCGGUACGCUGCUAGUCCUUCUCUGAUAGGGAAGCUUGUCCUGCAUGAUGGAGCGAAGCGGGAUCGGGACCCAUAUGUGGGAGACAUAGCUGUCGCCGGACUCACUUCCUAUCUCACUCAUAAUGUUCCGGAAGCGGCUCGCAACGUCCUUGCGGAUCUUGCAGAUCACCAGAGAGAUGAUGGAUGGAUCCCCCCAGCAAGCAUCAAUAGUUACACUCUGCAGCUCAUGGACUACCCAAUGUGGUGGGUUGUAUGUAGCUACGACCUCUAUAUGUACACCGGGGAUACCGACUAUAUCAACAAAUACUACCAAGCCAUGGCCAACGUCCUAGACAAAUACUAUCCAUCAGUCACAAACAAUGACACCAAUCUUAUUCAGAAAGGUAUUGGGAGUUCGGGAUCCUACGGUGAUUAUGGAUUCCUACCUCGAACGGGUCCGGUGACAUAUUACAACGCAUUGUACGUCCUUGCACUUGACCGAGCAGCAUCAAUCGCAACCAUGCUCGGCGGCCAUGACAAGGAUGCCGCUCGCUGGAGAGAACGGGGUAAGGUCUUCUCAGCGGCCAUCAACGAACGUCGCUUUGACACAUCAGUCGGGGCGUUCUUCGACGGCAACUGUGGAUCCUCGCCAUGUAAUACCCACGCCCAAGAUGGCAACAGUCUAGCAAUCGUCAGCGGCGCCGCAAACAGCACAAUCGCCAAAUCGGUGCUUUCAUAUCUCUCAGCAAAAAACCAACGUCCAUACGGAAACGCAUUCUACGACAACGAUCUCCUCGAGGGCGGAUUCUCCCAGCGGGUAUACGCUUUCAUCUCGUACUUUGAAAGGGAAGCCCGCUUCAUGACGGGGUUGGCGGACUCAGCGCUCGAGGAGAUGCGUCGCCUAUACGGCUGGAUGGCGAGUCACGAUCCGAAAGUUACGGCUUGGGAGGGCAUCGGCGCAAAUGGGUCGCUGUAUCAAGGUCGCUACAGCUCCCAGGCCCACGGCUGGGCUACAGGAAUUGUCCCCUCACUUACCAACAACGUCUUGGGCGUGAAACCUACGGGACCAGGUUUCAGCACUUGGAGUAUCAAACCUAUCCCCGCUGAUGUGCAAUGGGCGAAAGGAGUUGUGCCCGGGCCUGAUGGCCCCAUCAAGGUCAACUGGAAUAGAGAUAAGGACCAGGGGUUGUUCUGGUUGAGUGCAUCGACGCCGCCAGGUAACUCGGGCACGAUUUCGGUUCCGGUAGGGAAUGUCGGUACCUCUGUAUAUAUCAACUCGGAGCUUGCCUGGAAUAACGGGCCGCAGAAGAGAGCAAUUGCUGCCGAGCAUAACGAUGGGUAUGUGACUAUACAUGUUGAUGGUGGUGAUCACACAGUCACAGUUGGGUUUAAUAUGUAA
Molecule: messenger RNA, 2358 nt
Organism: Venustampulla echinocandica
Lineage: Eukaryota; Fungi; Ascomycota; Leotiomycetes; Helotiales; Pleuroascaceae
Product: Six-hairpin glycosidase
Exons: 4
Coding region: 1-2358 (785 amino acids)
Biological process (GO): carbohydrate metabolic process
Source: RefSeq, a predicted model, not a curated record